Messenger RNA from Talaromyces marneffei, 2022 nucleotides. RefSeq lists its product as uncharacterized. NCBI's taxonomy places the organism in Eukaryota, Fungi, Ascomycota, Eurotiomycetes, Eurotiales, Trichocomaceae. Bases 1 to 2022 code for a protein of 673 amino acids. The transcript has 2 exons. The record is from RefSeq and is a predicted model, not a curated record.
AUGGCGCAAGAGCGUCAGGGCUUGUCUCGAACUCUUCCCAAGAGCUUCACCUUCUCUUCCAUCGAAUCAACCUUCCCGAGAACUCCAGAACACCCUCGCGUCGACCCCCAGAUCCCCCCUCCUCCUCGUCAUUCAAGUUAUCGCGUCAGGCGGCCACGUUUCGACAGUCAUGCCAGCAUAUUCUCCACAAUGUCUGGCGAACCCAACAUAUUUGACCUAAGUCGUCCCGAUGUUCCCGUCCCUUCUAUCGAAUUCCCAGUUUCGGAUACAAUGUCUGAGCCUGAUAUCACAACUUUUGAGUCCGUCUCGUCUGAAUUUUUACAAGUACCAGCAUUGCGACGUAUGGAAUUCAAGACACCUCCCGCGCAGAUUCGGACGGAGCCUUUCAACUUCCCCCGUGCUACACCCGACCCUACGGAGGACGUCAAAGACGACCCCAUUGAGAGACCAAGCUCGAGGGCAUCUGAUUCAUCUGUCUCUUCCAUCGAGACGUACACUACCCAGCCAUCUCUCGGUGGUAGCUGCACAAGCCCUGAAAGCGAGAUAUACGACCCAUUCAGCUUUCAGCUUGCGGAUGCGAGCAAACAUGUUCUCGAGACUCCUCCAAGUAGCAACCCGAAUCGCGGAAAAUCACUAGAUCUGCCCCAAAGAAAGGCACGAUGGACCGCAGAUAUGGACAACCAUCUGUGGAACACUUACCAGAUGUAUUUGCAAGAUCCUACGACAACUCCGUUCAAAACCCUUCCUGGAAGCCUUCCGCCUCUCGGUGUCUCGCAUCGAGUUGCCCGUGAAGCAAAGAAGACAUGGGCCCGUCUGAAGUCAAGGAAGUACCAGGAAACCGUUCAAGGUAAUCCAAUAUCAGUAUCUGCCGACAAUGAACAGUCCAUCGCCCCUGCUGAAGACCGAAGUGGAAGUUGUACACCCACUGCCAAGAAGCCGGCCUUGCCUCGUUGGCCAAGAUCCGAAGCAGCUACACGACGACGACUGAAGUAUCUCUGCAAACGCAAGUUAUCCAUUGCUCCUCAUUAUCAGCGCUUGCUACAGUCUCGUAGUCCGUCACCGUUCCUGGAUGUCUUCGCAGCACCCCCCCGAAGACCAGUUGGCCCAGCAAAUGACGAUAACUCAUCAACUGCUUUCAUGACACGCGAUCUCGGAGUAUCUCUUGUCUCGAGCUCUUUGCCAACUGAUUUUGCAAACUUUGGCGCUGUCGAACUACCCACUGCCCAGUCCGCUCCCAAUCCUCUUGAGACCUUCCAGUCACCCCGACAACCUUCAAAUCAUGCGGCCUCAAUUAUUCCCAGCCAUGUUCCUACUAUCCAAGAGCCAUUCCCCCGUCUUGGGUCUCCUUUCAUGUAUAACACGUGGGGCCCUGAAACCUCACGUCGCGAAGCUCAAGGUGCAGCUACUCGCGGGCUAAGAAGAGACACUAUUCAUGUGGCUGGAUCAAGAUUGAGGUCGCCUCCCCGUAUGGACCUACCAUCAAGCGUUCACAAACGUCGAGCACACCAUCGAUUGGAUUCUAGUCCCAACCCAGGUGACAUCCAGCGCGGUAUUCGGGACCUGGCCCGAGAUGGAAAAUUGAAAGACGGCCAGCGGCGUGUACGACUUCGCAAUCGCGGCAAUACAACUAGCGGUGGCUUCAGCUCCAAAGAACGCAUUGAACAGCUCUUCUCACCGACCUCCCCCUUUACUUUCCCUGGCAACCAAGCCAGCUCUUCACAAGCCCCCCAGGAGUUCCUUCGGCCUCGCGCUGAGACUAUUCGCCGUCUUGGUUCGCCAUUUCAACCUGAAUCUGGCCCACGUUUUCACCCCAGAUCUCCCAGACAUGCACCGUCCUUAUCUGAUCCAUUCAUGAACUCCUCUAUCAAGUCACAAGUUCACCUUCACCAUCAAGGUGAAUCUGCCGCAUCUCGAGCGGCUCCAAGUGGACUCCCAUACGAUCCUACCGAGGAAGGACUUAGUGAUGCAGAAAGGAUUCGACGACAAAUUCUGAAUUUACCAUACACCAAGAAUUCAAUGUAA